Danaus chrysippus (African queen) is the source of this 1536-nucleotide messenger RNA. Lineage: Eukaryota; Metazoa; Arthropoda; Insecta; Lepidoptera; Nymphalidae. The record is from the annotation of a GenBank genome assembly.
AUGAUAACGUUCAUGUUAGUGUUAGCGGCGAUUAUCGCUCUAUACUUAUACGGAACUAAAACUUUCAACUACUGGAAAAAUAAAAAUGUGAAACACGAUAAGCCGGUGCCAUUCUUCGGUAAUAAUACAAACAAUUAUAUGAUGCGGUCGAGCGUCACCCAGCUGGCUGUGGAGACCUACUGGAGGUAUCCGACCGAGCGAGUGGUGGGCUUCUACCGAGGACUGAGACCCGAGCUGGUGGUGAGGGACCCCGAACUGGUGAAACGUAUCCUUGUAACAGACUUCGCCAGUUUUUAUCCGCGCGGUCUUAACCCGCUUAAAGAAGUCGAGCCGCUGCUACGGAACCUGUUCUUCGCUGACGGAGACCUGUGGAGACUUCUGAGACAGCGCAUGACACCCGCCUUCACGAGCGGCAAACUGAAGGCCAUGUUCCCGCUCAUCGAGGAACGAGCCGAGCGACUCAGAAGCCGCGCGCUAGCUGCAGCCACCGACCGCCGGCCCGUGGACGCACGAGACCUCAUGGCGCGGUACACUACGGACUUUAUAGGUGCUUGCGGGUUCGGACUCGACUCCGAUUCGCUGCAGGAUGAGAAUUCUGCAUUUCGGAAGCUCGGAGCUACAAUAUUCAAUGUAUCCGCUAAAGAUGUUAUCGUCGCAAUUCUCAAAGAGAUGUUUCCGAGAAUUUUCAAAAAUUUGAGAGUUUUGUCUCGUCUGGACACGGAGAUGAUGGCGCUCGUGAACGAAGUACUACGACAGAGGAACUAUGAGCCGACAGGAAGAAAUGACUUUAUCGACCUGAUGCUGGAAUGUAAGAAAAAAGGAACAAUCACUGGUGACUCGAUCGAGAGAGUGAGUGUUGACGGCUCGCCGGAAAGAGCGACCAUAGAGAUGACGUAUGAGCUGAUCGCCGCUCAAGUAUUCGUAUUUUUCGCCGCCGGCUUUGAGACCUCAUCCUCCGCCACGAGCAUCACACUACACGAACUGGCUCAUCAUCCGGAGGUUCAGAAAAAGAUUCACAGAGAGAUAGACACGGUGCUCGCGAAAUACGAAAACAAGCUCUGCUACGAGGCUAUAAAGGAAAUGACCUACCUGGAGUGGGCUUUCAAAGAGGGGAUGAGAAUCUUUCCAUCUCUAGGGUUCCUCGUGAGACAGUGCGCCAAACGGUACACCUUCGAAGAACUCAACCUUACCAUAGACGAGGGAGUCAAAGUCAUAAUCCCACUUCAAGCUCUGCACAACGAUCCUGAAUACUUCGAUAACCCGACCGAAUUUCGUCCGGAGAGGUUCGACCCGAGUAACUCCAGCGGCCGUGACAAGUUCGUGUACCUCCCGUUCGGCUCGGGUCCGCGCGCGUGUGUCGGUGAGCGGCUGGGAGUGAUGCAGUCCCUGGCGGGGCUGGCGGCCGUACUGUCCCGGGUGAGGGUCCAGCCCGCGCCGGGAGCUCCGAGGAACCCUCGUGUAGACACACGCUCCAACCUUGUGCAGGUCGUGCGAGGAGGUCUACCGCUCAUAUUCACUGACAGACGAACUGAUUAA